GGCGUGGAUCCAGUCCCACCAGUCCCACAUUUUGCUGGGUGAUCGUUUGCCUGUUGCUCCAGUCCUCAUCCCAUGCUGCACUCCAGGAAGGGCCCCCUCCUGCCCAGAUGUGUUCUGAAAAGGCAACAGCCCUGACUGUGUCUUCAAUGUAAGCUACAGCUGCUUGCACACAGGAGCACGACUCCAGUGGAAAGCCUGGCCUUUUCCUGAAGAGCAGUUCCAUGGGUACUGUACCUGACCCCCUGAGAUCAGCUAAAGCUUCUCUGAUUGCAGCUCCUGGAAGCAAAGAGGACCUGGGAGAAGGACGCCCUGCCUCAUGUCAGCACAGAGCAGCCCUCCUGUGUAACAGCACAAAUGGCCUUUCAGGGGUGCCCACAGAAGCAGACCUCAGCCCCAGGGCAGUGCCUGUUGCCCUGACACUGGUUUGUGAGCAUGCAACCACCCAGCCAGACAUGUCUUCUCCCAGUGUCUUCAAUGAGGUAGAGAACGCGCCUUCCACACUCAACUCUCCUGGUAAAACCCAGCUUCCAGGAAGCAUCAUGCCCACAGCUCCAGCCUCAUGUUCCGCAGUAGAAAAGGAUCGUACCCAGGCACCCUGUGCUAUGCCAGCCAAUCGUUGCAUCAGCCAGGCCGUCCGGGCUGAUCCGCUCAAGGCCAACUCCCCAUGUGUACCUGAAGAUGCCCAUGUGAAGUCACAAAGAACCCCAGGGGGAGAGCAGCCUGACAAGCCACAUGGGCCCGCAGUAGGCAUCUGUGGUAGCAGCAAAAUCCAAGUGCCCAGCGGUUCUCCUUCCCCAGAAACCAUCCAGGGAAUGGUGCCAAUUCCAAACACAGCAACCCUAGUGUCCAGUCGUCCGGCCUCCCCUGUAGGUGGACCUGAAAGGGAGAAGCAGCAAGCCCUCUGUGAGUCUGAGGCACGGUCCUGUAAAGCUCCAGCUAAGGAAGCCAGGUGUUUCGAAAAUCAACAGCCCUUGCCCACUGCCUUGGACAGCCAGGCCGUGACUUCUGUGACACCUCAGUCACCCCCCCUCUCUAGCCAAGGUCCCACGUGUCCUCCAGAACCAGAGCCGGGGCUGUUCCCAGAGCAGCAUCGGGCCUCGAGGUUCAAAGAGGCCAGCACAAUGACCCACCAAGCUGGCAGUGAGAGGAGCGAAGUCCCCGACAAGGCUCGGCAAGAUGCCGAGGUGCAGGCCGUGGCAAGUGUGGAGAGCAGAUCGGCCUCCACCAGCCCCAGCAUCCUCACUGCUUUCUUAAAGGAAAUCUCUGCUCCCGAGCGUUUUGAACAAGAACAGCUGCGAGUCAUCUGUCACGGCAGUAGCGGCAGAAGCCACACGCUGGAGCUCUCCAAUCGCGGGCUAGCCCCCCAGGAGGUGGGCCCCUGCUGCAGCAUCUUGCCCGAGGAGCACAUCCCAGCCUCUGCGGCAGGCCCCACAGCUCUGCAGGGGGAAGGUAACUCCGUGAACUUACCUGGCCAGGUCCUGCAAACCUCGCCCAUCAAGGCAGCCUCCGAUAACAAUCAAGGUACUCACAAAGACCACGGGAGGUCGGCCGGAAUGACUCCCAAGAGUGAAGAGCCCACCUCUAAACAACUUCCAGGUAUGAAUCCGAGCUCCCGAAAAGCUAGCCCCCUGGACCAGAUUGUCCUCUGUGCAGGCAGUCCAGGCGAAGUCAGUCACGGCCCAGGCAAAUAUGAAGUCAACCCAGCUGAGUUGACCGUGAUCUCAGUCAGUGGCUGCCCAACGGACCCAGACUGCAACCUGCCCAGCACUUGUGUCUCCGCCAGCCAAGCUGCUCAGUUUGAGACCUUGAACCCCGCUGAGAAGGGAGGUGCGGGAGAGAAGACGCCUGUGUGUCCUCACUUAGAAAAACAACCAGGGUCUACUGGCAUUGACACCCCCGAAGCAAAGGCCAAGGCCGAGGCCAAAGCCACACUGCUCCAGCCCACAUCUCCCGAAAGUGGAGUCACAGCAUCAUCAGCUGCUAACCCCACCCCGUCCUCGCUGCGGAAAAACCAGGAAAACACCUUCGAAGGAAAUAAGCAAGGCAAGGCCGCCACGAGCCUGAACCUGCCUUCGGAUUGCCUGGGUGACUCCAGCCCGGGUUCGGGCAAGAGGACCCCUUCUCGCUCUGUCAAAGCCAGCCCCCGGCGGGCCAGCCGGGUCAGCGAGUUCCUCAGAGAGCAAAAAUUGAACGUGACAGCGGCCGCUGCCCAGGUGGGGCUCACCCCGGGCGAGAAGAAGAAGCAGCUGGGCGCCGAUGCCAAGCUCCUGCUGAAGCAGUCCAAGCGCGUCCGGGACGUGGUGUGGGACGAGCAGGGCAUGACCUGGGAGGUGUAUGGUGCUUCCUUGGACCCGGAGUCCUUGGGUGUCGCGAUCCAGAACCACUUGCAAAGGCAAAUCAGGGAACAUGAGAAAUUCAUCAAAGCGCAAAGCAGUCCGACCCGGAGAUCCAUCUCCUCGGAUGCAUCUUCGCACAGGAAGCUCAAAGGCAGGCCGCACAGCGUGUUCCAGUCGGUGCUGCAGAACUUCCGUCGGCCCAGCUGCUGCGUCCGCCCCGCGCCUUCGUCCGUGCUGGAUUGAAGGGCAAGGCAUGGGGGAGCCUCUGCACGUUUAGGAUCUUCGGAGGUGUCGGUCUGAUUGAAAGUUUAUCCUGUUUUUCUAAGAGCCGUAGAAGAGAAAGAGCUCGUGAAAGCAAGUAUUAAAUUCUGAAAGUUGCUAUCCAGAAUUUUAAAGUCCUUUGUCCUGGACGCCAUACGUAAAAUUUUGAGAAACACCCAUUUGAAUUUGAAAGGAAAAAAGCGAAGUAAGUUUCACUGGAUGUUUACAACCUUAGUUAUGUGGAAAUGAUAUUCACGUUUAAAAAAAAUGUUGCUUGUCGAAAUAACGUGAUCAUUAUUUUGUAUCAUUUUGUAUUACUGCCUCAAAUGAUCCUUACUACGGUAUUUCCAUUAAAAUAUUUGCUUUGCAUUAGGAAUUGCAAAAACACUCUUAGCAAAACACGUGCGAGGCCUAUUGCAAUAAGGGAGACGAAUCCAUGGGGCAGUGAUUACGUGCCCCACUCCUAGACUGAAGGUCGGCAGUUCGAACCCAACAGCAGCAAUAAGGGAGGCAGAUGCGGCAGCCAGCUUCCGUCUCGGAAACCGGAUGGGCAGCCCUGCGCUGCCUUGUAGAGCCACUGUCAGCGGAAGCGGCGUGAGGGGUGGGGGCUGGUUGUGGUUCUUCCUUUUGGUGUUCAGUUUAUGGCAGUCAGCUCUUACUACACAAAAUUCAAGUAGGUGAUAAGAACAAUAAUAUAAAAAAUGAAAACAUUUGAUUAACUUCUAGGUCAGAUGGCAUAAAAUAAAAGCAUUUACUUAAGUGCAUAAAAUUCCAAAUAUCAAUUAAGUUUGUAAACAUAUGCAAAUAGCCCUUUUUAUAAACCUUGUUAAUCCUAUUAAUAAAUACAAUAAUGCUAUAAUAGAGAAAUUCGCUACUGUUCAAUAUGAAUACUACCUACAUAAAACGCAAAUAUAAAUAUACAGAUUUUCCACUAUUGAAGGUAUAGAGGAUAUCUCUUUUGACGAGUUUGGGUUUUUUUGUUGUUUUGGUUUAGUUUUUAUUCUAUUGGAAGUACAUGGGACUAAAUUUUUGAAACAAUGGUAUAAUCGGUGAUAAGAUUAGAUAUUGUAAUCUCUGAUUGCUUUCCAGAAAUAGUCUAUGGAGAAUGUUAUGGUUUGGGAAAAGAAUACAAAUAUCCAACUACCAACCCCUGUCAUUUCUAUGCUGGAUAAAAGGCAAGCCCUGUGAGUAACAAGAACAAUGUUUAUUUAGACCCUUUAAACAAGAUGCAUUUAUAUUUUCUUUUGCUGAGUUUCAGUAGUGUUGUCAAUACCAACCGAGACGCACGUUUUCUCAGAGCAUUUGUACGGGACCGGUAUCAUCUCAUCAUCUAGCAUCUCAAGAAAAGGGCAGCCCCUGCAAACUGACCUACUUUAAGAGAAACCCCAUCCUAUCUCAUGCCUUCAAACCCAGUUCAGGGAAGGGAACACGGAGUCUGAGCUUUGGGGGCAGGUCCCUGCUUCACUUUGGCAUAUACUUGUCCCCAGAGGAGAACCCUGGCCUAGGGGGAGUGUGGAACAGAGGGUUGACAUAGGCCAUGAGAAGGCUUCCCUUCUUGUUCCCACCAUCUUCCUUUUAGAAAACCCAUGUUGGAGGAGGCGCUGGUUGCCUUCUCUGAAUUUCCAUCCCCGAUGGGCCAGAAAAGGGUAUCUGACCAUGUCUUCUCUGUCCAGAGAUUUUUAAAUACCAUUUGCACAAUAUAGUCACAAUAUCUGUUUCUAGUUUUGUUGCUGUUGAAUUCAGUCUUGCAUAUUCUA
Echinops telfairi (small Madagascar hedgehog) is the source of this 4354-nucleotide messenger RNA. RefSeq names its product GPRIN family member 3 (gene GPRIN3). Gene Ontology annotation, biological process: neuron projection development. Gene Ontology annotation, cellular component: plasma membrane. Lineage: Eukaryota; Metazoa; Chordata; Mammalia; Afrosoricida; Tenrecidae. The record is from RefSeq and is a predicted model, not a curated record. The coding region runs from base 222 to 2579 and encodes 785 amino acids. The transcript has 2 exons.